Molecule: messenger RNA, 1539 nt
Organism: Tetrahymena thermophila SB210
Lineage: Eukaryota; Ciliophora; Oligohymenophorea; Hymenostomatida; Tetrahymenidae
Product: cytochrome P450 family monooxygenase
Exons: 5
Molecular function (GO): oxidoreductase activity, acting on paired donors, with incorporation or reduction of molecular oxygen; iron ion binding; monooxygenase activity
Source: RefSeq, a predicted model, not a curated record
AUGAUAUUGUUAAUAAUAGGACUGUUAAUUUUUUCACUCUUCUCAUAUUUCGCAUACCUUAUCUUUGUGAAACCUUACGUAAGGAAUAAAUGGUACGUUAAGUAAUAUGGUAAAAUAUGCAAGCCAAUAUAUUAUCCUAUACUUGGAAAUAUAAAAUUUGUAAGAGAGUCUUUUAAAAAAUAUGGAGAUAGUUUGCAAUGGAUAAGAGAACUCCUUAAAAAUGAUAAUGAUGUCUAAUUCUUAAUUGGAUACAAUAAUAUACAUAUUGUGGAUGCAUAAUUAGCAAAAGAUAUAACUUUAAAUAAUCUUUAAAAUAUUAGAAAGGACAUGGGUAUGUAAUUUGGUGAUUUACUUUUUAAAUAAGGCAUCGUUUUUUCUGAAGGUGAAAAGUGGAAAAAAUAAAGAUAAAUUCUUUCUCAUUCAUUCUCUUUUGAUGUGUUGAAAAAUAGAGUAUCUAAAAUCAAUAAUAUUGUUAAAGAAAUGAUUAAUAAAAUAUAAAUUGAAGAAGGAAAACCAACUAAAAUUGUAACUGAAUGCACUAAGAUAACGGCAGAAGUUGUUUUAAGAUCCUUUUUUGGAGAGAGAUUUUCUUAACAAUAACAUAAAGGAAUAAACUUAGGCAUAUAUUUAGCUUAGCUUUUACUCUCUGUUUUUGAUUAAACAAGAAGAUUAAGGAUGCUAAUACCUUCAUUUUUCUUUCCUAAAUUUAUGUCAAAAAUAUUUGCAGAUGAGAAAUAUUAUGAGGUUUAAAAAAAUUGUAUUGAGUUUAGAUAGUUAAUAGAAAAAGAAGUUAAUCUAAGAAUUGAAAACUAUGAUUAAAAUAAAACUCAAAAAGACUUUUUAGACAUUUUAGUUGAUGAAUACAAAUUAAAUUAUUCUAAAAAUGAUGGAAAAGUUGAAGAAUACAUUACUAAAGAAUCCAUAAUCCAUUAGUUUAUUGUUUUCUUUUUUGCAGGUAUGGAUACAACUGGAAAUUUGACUGGCAUCAUGCUUUAUUGGGUUUCUAAAAGAAAAGAUAUAUAUGAGAAAUUAGUUUAAGAAAUAAAAAGUGUAUUUGGGUAAAAUAAAGAUCCUGAAAUCAAUGACGAAUAACUAAAGAAAUUAAAUUAUUGCCACAUGUUUAUCUAAGAAUGUCUCAGAUACCACUGCCCAGCAAUGUUAUUGUUCACACGUAGAGCUGAAAGAGAUUUUUACAUUGGAGACAAUAUCCUUGUUUAGAAAGGAAUGUAAGUUAAUAUUUCUCUUCAUGGAGUGCUAAGAAGAGAAAAAUAUUUCUAGAAUCCAGAUGAAUUUAUUCCUGAAAGGUUUAGUGAAGAAAAUAAGAAAAAUAUUAACCAUCUUGCCUUUAUCCCUUUUUCAAGUGGCCCUAAAAACUGCAUAGGCUAGCAUAUGGCUUUGAUUGAGGCUAAAAUUAUCCUUGUCUAGUUUAUUCUUAACUUUGAUAUAACGAAUAACGAAAAUGUUCCUCUUAAAAUGGACUCUAAUUCACUUUAUUGUCCAGUUAAUGAUGAGUUGCUAUUUUUAAAAAGAAAAUAAUGA